Messenger RNA from Cotesia glomerata, 1454 nucleotides. Its product is annotated as odorant receptor Or1-like. Gene Ontology annotation, cellular component: plasma membrane. Gene Ontology annotation, molecular function: odorant binding; olfactory receptor activity. Bases 170 to 1327 code for a protein of 385 amino acids. NCBI's taxonomy places the organism in Eukaryota, Metazoa, Arthropoda, Insecta, Hymenoptera, Braconidae. Gene Ontology annotation, biological process: detection of chemical stimulus involved in sensory perception of smell; sensory perception of smell. The record is from RefSeq and is a predicted model, not a curated record. The transcript is spliced from 5 exons.
AAAUUUACCUAAAUCGCCGCAAUUUCUCCUAUAGAUAAUCGCAGCAAUUUGAAUUAUAAAUUCGCGCAAUAAAUAAUUAAUCAGCAACUGAGACUAAGAACAGAUUGUCUUCGUGCGUUCAGUCUUACAAUAACUUGCAUACCCUCCUAUUCUCAUUAGAAUCAAUACGAUGGAAAAUACUCCCUUCACAUACAGUCUUAUCAUACUGACUCUGCUAGGCCUUUGGCGACCCAUCAAUUGGCGAGGCUGCAAGUCUUUACUUUACAAUACUUACACCUGCUUUAUCAUCUUCAACAAUAUUUUCUUCAUAACAACUGAGUUUAUAGACAUAGUUUUAUCCAGCAAGACAGUCGACGAUUUCACUCAAGGUCUCGCCAAAAUGUUGGGAGUCGUCGCUGCAACUGGAAAAAUAUUUGGAGUUAUUAUAAACCGUAAUUUAAUUCUGGAAGCUAUUGAUGUUUUAAAUUUGAAACCUUUUAAAGUCAGCGACGAUCAUGAAGAAGAUAUUCUAAAGAAAUACGUAAGACUUUCAAAUUUAGUAACAUAUUUUUAUGUUGCUUUUUACACAGUUGGAGCUGCGGUUAUUCUGGAAACCUCAAUAUCGAUUAUAGAAAUUCCUGGAGUUCUGCCUUACAGGGCAUGGUUCCCUUACGAUUAUACAAAGAAAAAUAUCUUUCUUACUACUGCUGUCCAUCAAUUGUAUACAUUUUUUAUUGAUACGUGGAUUCAUGUUGCCUUUGACACCCUUUACGUAGGAUCGAUGCUGUGCAUCUCCAGUCAUGUAAGUGUUCUGGAGUAUCGCCUUGGAAAAACUGUCUUCGAUAUGAACAAAAUUAAUGAUUUGGUGGUGAACACUGAUGUCGUUAAUAAUGCAUGUAAUAUUCUCAUCGCUCAAUGGAUUAAUCAUCAUAACGAAGUUUUGAGAUACUCCAGAGAAGUCCAUGAAAUAUUUUCAGGAGCAAUAUUUCUAAAUUAUUGUUUAAGUUCAACUCAAAUUUGUAUAACUGCCUGCAACUUAGCGAAUCUUUCCGCAAGUUCGAACGAAUUUAAGAGUGAAAUGAUGUUUUUUAUUGCAUUGGUAAUGCAAAUAUUUAUGAUUACUAUGGCAGCUCAUCAAGUUAUCCUCAAAUUUGAAGAUCUAAAUUUCUCAGCGUACAGUACCGAUUGGACAAACUUAAACGCAAGAACAAAAAAAUCACUUGUCUUCAUUAUUUUACAAACAUUGAAGCCUGUUGUAUUUUCACUGGGAUAUUUUGUUAAUUUAUCGCUCGAGACAUUUGAACAAGUGAUUAAAUUGUCGUACUCCAUUUAUAAUCUUCUCCAAUAAGCGUCCUAGAUUGAGAAAAUAAAUAAUUGCUAAUUAAAACGAUAGUCACUGCUUGAUGUAGUGUAAAAAUUAUAUUAGAUGUUAAAAUUAUAAAAAGAGUAUUAUUUUUAUGUAUUGUAAGUUUGUA